This is a messenger RNA of Oncorhynchus keta (chum salmon), 606 nucleotides long. RefSeq names its product Kruppel-like factor 1. Bases 205 to 606 code for a protein of 133 amino acids. The record is from RefSeq and is a predicted model, not a curated record. NCBI's taxonomy places the organism in Eukaryota, Metazoa, Chordata, Actinopteri, Salmoniformes, Salmonidae. The transcript is spliced from 2 exons.
AUGGAGAGACGACAACUGUAAAAGAAAGUAGGCUACUUGGCAGAUCAAACUGGACAACAGACAGGUGUAACUGUUUUCAGGAUGACUGGUUACUUACAGUUUGCAAGAGUCUAACCAUUGUGAGAUGGUCAUGUAAAAGAAAAGACAAACCUCACAUUACUGUCACCACUGUAACCUGUGUGAAGUUUAACUCGAACUGGUCAGAUGGCUGGGACACAAGCUGCUGUGCUUCCAUCCUUCAGCUCCUUCUCAAACUUUGUUCACUCUGAGGACAAUAUGAAGGAGUGGAAAUUUGAGGAUGGCGCUCUCAGUCUGGACUCUCAAACCAAGAGGACGUCACCUGGCAACACCAGUGACCAGCAGCCAGUUCUUCCUCACCUGGACGAUGAAAGUGAAACCUCAUGGGACAUGGAGUUCUUGUUGUCUGACUGGAGCAGCCCGUCACCUGACCUGAACCCCUCUCUGGACUACAACACUCAGCAUCUUCUUCAACCGGACCAAACUGGACUCGACCAUGAUGGAGGAGGGGUGUUGACGGACCAAAUAAGUCCAGACAGGCUUCAUACAGGCAGCAGUAGCCUGAUGGUUGAGCUGCUCACCCCUUAG